AAGCUAAAAAACCGCAAUUUACACACUUAAAGGAAGGACUAUUGUUUUUUAAUCUAAUAAAAAUGAGUGAUGAUGAGAACAGCGACGGCUACUUAAACCAACCAAUGGUCAUCCGAGACUACUUGAUUCGUCGCAAGAUCGGGUCCGGAUCCUUCGGGGACAUCUUCAUGGCCGAGCAGAGAAUCACAGGGGAACGCGUCGCCAUCAAAGUUGAGCGAAAUGAUACCAACCAGUUGCAGUUGUACUUCGAGUUUAAGCUGUACAAGAUCAUCCAGGGUGGAAUAGGCAUACCAAGAAUUCGCGAGUUCAACACCGAGUCCCGCUAUAAUAUGCUAGUGAUGGAGCUGCUGGGUCCCUCGUUGGAGGAAAUGUUCGUUUGCUGUUCGCGUCGUUUUUCACUGAAGACCGUCCUUAUGCUUGCGGACCAAAUGAUUGAGCGGCUGGACCACCUGCACUCUCAUCACUAUUUACACCGCGACGUUAAGCCGGAAAACUUUCUGAUGGGCUUGGGUGCUAACCAGCAUCGGGUCUACAUUAUUGACAUGGGAUUGGCUAAAAGCUAUUGGAAUAGUGAAAGUAACAAGCACGUAUCGUACAAGAAUGGACACCGACUCACCGGCACGGCUCGCUAUGCUUCCGUUAAUGCACUCAAUGGAGGCGAGCAGUCACGGCGCGAUGACCUGGAGUCAGUGGGCUAUGUCCUGAUGUACUUCCUUCGAGGAAACUUACCGUGGCAGGGCCUAAAGGCGGUGAGCAAAAAGCAGCGCUACGAACUCAUAGCUGAGACCAAGGCUUCAACUCGUUUAGAGGACCUGUGCUUAGGCUUUCCGGAAGAGUUUGCGUCUUACAUUGGCUACUGCCGUGCCAUGGGAUUUGAAGAUAAGCCCCACUAUAAUAAUUUACGGAAAAACUUUGCUGAUCUAAUGGAGCGCCAAAAGUAUAUCAACGACCGGAUUUAUGACUGGAACCUGCUUCAAAUGUCCAAGGAAAAUAAUAAGAAAGAAGAAAAGGAUAACAUAGAGGCUAAGGAGGAUACCGAAAUGGUUUUUGUACAUUAGGUUAUAUUUUUCAGUUAAAUAAAAACGUGGACUGGAUUCUCCAGUGUGUCUGCCUGUCAGAAAUGCCAAUUUAAAUUAUACAAGCUGCCGGCUAUCAGAAAUGAGUCCAA
Molecule: messenger RNA, 1168 nt
Organism: Drosophila bipectinata
Lineage: Eukaryota; Metazoa; Arthropoda; Insecta; Diptera; Drosophilidae
Product: casein kinase I
Biological process (GO): positive regulation of proteasomal ubiquitin-dependent protein catabolic process; signal transduction; peptidyl-serine phosphorylation
Cellular component (GO): cytoplasm; nucleus
Molecular function (GO): protein serine/threonine kinase activity; ATP binding
Source: RefSeq, a predicted model, not a curated record